Messenger RNA from Cuscuta campestris, 1067 nucleotides. NCBI's taxonomy places the organism in Eukaryota, Viridiplantae, Streptophyta, Magnoliopsida, Solanales, Convolvulaceae. The record is from the annotation of a GenBank genome assembly.
CGUAGUAUUUGUAUUUUUCUCUCGGGAAUGGAGAUAAUUUUUUUUAAAAAAAAUCUAAGGCUAAACCCGAGUUCGAUGUCUGACAACUGCACUGGGAGGCAAUUACGCCAAGCAUAAAGCCUCUGCAAUUACAACUGGUAAAUUGGUGGUCGACGCGUGGUGGUCAAAGUCACAGAGUCCGUCCUUUCGUCGAAAAAGUGCUGUUUGGCCGGCGCUAUCCUAUAAAUAUGACCAUUGCCGUUUCCUUCUCUCCAAUAAACACUCUCUCUACUCCCCUCAUUAAUUAGCGUCUAAUUAUUUUUUAUUUGUUUCUGCGAGUGAGUGUUUUGGCCUUUUCAGAUCUAUGGCUCGCUCCAUCUCCAGCUCGAAGCUCAUCUCCUCCGUGGCUGACAGGGUCUCCGCCGUAAUCAGCCGGCGAUACGCGGCGGCGGCGGCCCAGGGCGCGGUUUCCGGCGGGGGAAGAGGAAGCGCGGUGGUGGAGAGAGGCGGAGAAGCGGCGAGCAGAAACGAGAUCUCUUGGGUGCCCGACCCCGUCACCGGGCACUACCGGCCGGAGCGUGCCGGCAAGGAGGUGGACGGCGGAGACGACGGAGAGAGAUUUUCUCUCGAGGCACAGAGCAGAAGAAACUCAUAAAUUCGAAGAGAAGAUUUAUAAAAUUUUAUUAUUGGGAGGCUCUUUCCAAGCUAAAAAACAUGGGCGUUGAUGCGGUGGUGCUCUCCUUAGAUAAUCUCAAAUUGGUUCAAGUAUUACAACAAAGGGAUGCCUCUUCCGUGGUGUCCUACGUGGGCUCAAUUUUGGACACUUGCUUUACUCUUAUUUCUUCAUUUAGGCAUAUCGAAUUUCAUUUUAUUCGUAGAUGUGAGAAUAUUUUGGCUCAUGUGUUUGCUAGAUUUAAUUGCUUCCAACACAUAUUUCAGCAUAACAUGUUGCAGUGGCAGAGCCUCGGGGGCACCCAACGGGGUGUGGGGACAGCGUAUGAGAUUUUUUUAAAAAUGCAAUAUAAAAUGAUAAAAGAUUAUUUUUAAAUUUCAAAUCUUUUAAGUUGCAAUACAAAUCUUAAACAUUU